UUUUUUAUUUAUAAAGUUGUAAAAGGUCUAUCAUAUCAAGGAAAAGAGUUGUUGUAUGAAGAAUAUUUUCGAUACACUAAAAUGUUACUUGAAUAUACUCAAAAUAAAUUUGGAGUGAUUGAUGGUGCAAGACGAUUGGAUGCAUGCAUACUUUUAAUAAAUACAUCAAUACAAAUAGAUCAGGCACUUGAGGAAAUGCAUAUCUAUAUGCAUGAGAAAUACCCUAAUACAGUUCCCAAUAUUAUUAAAAAAAUUUUCGAAUCCUAA
This is a messenger RNA of Meloidogyne enterolobii, 267 nucleotides long. The record is from the annotation of a GenBank genome assembly. NCBI's taxonomy places the organism in Eukaryota, Metazoa, Nematoda, Chromadorea, Rhabditida, Meloidogynidae.